This is a messenger RNA of Sturnus vulgaris (Common starling), 2096 nucleotides long. Lineage: Eukaryota; Metazoa; Chordata; Aves; Passeriformes; Sturnidae. The record is from RefSeq and is a predicted model, not a curated record.
CCUGCAAAAGGGAGGAGGACCAGCUGCUGUCCUCUCUUCAGCAGGACUUUAUCUCCAGCAACUCUCACCACCCAGGUUUUGCUGAAGGGAAGAAAAGGAAGCAGCAUUUGCAAUUAUGUUCUCUGGGUUCUUGCUUGUUCUCUCUCUUGUUCACAGUUCUUUGCAGCUGGCAGACAUUAAAACAUUUUUACUAUAUAAUAAAGUCAACAGGCUCUGUCUUGAGGCAUCUAUUGCACAGUCAGUUAGAACUGCCACUUGCAAUCAAGACAAUGAGUCACAAAAAUUCAGGUGGAUCACAGAUCAUCAGCUUAUGAGUGUGAAACUGAAACUAUGCCUGGGGGUGCCAUUGAAGAAGGAUCAGGCCAUGGUCACCCUGUAUCCCUGUAAUCAAAAAAGUGAACUCCAGUGGUGGGAAUGCAGAAAUGAAAGCCUCCUUGCAAUCCGAGGAGAAGAUUUAUUUUUCAGUCCUGGCAAUGAAGAGCACGAUAAUGUUUUGUUAAAGAAGGAGCUGAGUGCAAAGAAUACAUGGAAUAUCUAUGGGGCCACGGAUAUUUUAUGUUCCCAGGGAUAUGAAGAGACCUUCACGCUGCUAGGAAACGCUUUUGGGGCUCCGUGUGUCUUCCCAUUCCAGUACAGGCAGCAGUGGUGGGCAGAGUGCACGGCCGCGGGCCGCGCCGACGGCUGGCUCUGGUGUGCCACCACGGCCAGCUACGACACGGACCAGCGCUAUGGCUUCUGCCCCUCCGGAGAUAAAGACAGCACAUGGACUACAGAUCUGUCAAGAAAUGUUCACUACCAAAUAAAUUCUGACUCGGCUCUCACGUGGCACCAAGCCAGGAAGAGCUGUCAGCAGCAAAAUGCAGAAUUACUGAGUAUCACAGACAUUCAUGAACAAUCAUACCUUAACGAAUUAACAGCAGGUACAGAUUCUGCACUGUGGAUUGGACUCAACAGGCUGGACUUGAGUAGUGGAUGGGAGUGGAUUGGAGGCAGCCCUUUCCAGUACUUAAACUGGGCUCCAGGAAGCCCAUCUCCAGAAUCUGGAAAGCUCUGUGCGGUUUUGAAUCCUGAAACAAAAGCUAAAUGGCAAAAUUGGGAAUGUGAUGAGAAACUUGGUUAUAUUUGUAAGAAAGGGAACUUUACUUUGUUUCCUUCAGGUGACCCUGGGCCUGUGACUUGCCCAGAUGGAUGGGUGCCAUAUGCAGAGCACUGCUACAGGAUCUUCAGGGACAGCAAAGGAUGGGAAGGAGCUUUGACCUCUUGCCAGAAGGAAGGGAGUCACUUGGCCAGCAUCCAAAGCCUAGAGGAGCACAGCUUUAUGGUGUCUCAGCUUGGGUACAAGCCAACAGACAAGCUGUGGAUUGGGCUGAAUGACCGUAAGGUUCAAAUGUAUUUUGAGUGGAGUGAUGGUACCCCAGUGACUUACACAAAGUGGCACCUGGGAGAGCCAUCCACUACAAACAACAGGCCAGAAGACUGUGUCCUGAUCAAGGGCCAGAAUGGCUAUUGGGCAGACUAUGUCUGUGAGAAAAAGGCUGGCUACAUUUGUAAAAAAAAAGCUACAUCACAAAUAGCUGGAGAAAAAGAAAUUACCGCUCCAGGUUGCAAAAAAGGCUGGAGAAGAUAUGGGACCUACUGCUAUUUUAUUGGACAUGUUCCAGCAACAUUUUCAGAAGCAAAAACCACUUGUGAAGGAGAAGAAGGUUACUUAGCCACAGUUGAAAGUAGGUAUGAACAAGCCUAUCUGACUAGUCUUGUUGGGCUGAGACCUGAGAAAUAUUUCUGGCUUGGACUCUCUGAUGUGCAGGAUCGAGGCACUUUCAGCUGGGCCAAUGGUGAAGCUGUGUCCUUCACACACUGGGAUGCAGGAAUGCCUGGAAAUAAUCCAGGAUGUGUAGCCAUGAGAACUGGGACUGCAGCUGGAUUAUGGGAUGUUCUUGACUGUGAGACAAAGCAAAAAUAUAUUUGUAAGCAGUGGGCAAAGGGUGCAACAGUUCCACCUGUUCCAACUUCUGCUCUGGUCCCUACAUGCCCUGAAGGUUGGGUAUCAAACAACCAUGGAAAUUCCUGUUUUAAAGUAAGUGCCUAAAUAGUUA